This is a messenger RNA of Torulaspora globosa, 1755 nucleotides long. It is a transcript of the gene PAP1, whose product is annotated as polynucleotide adenylyltransferase PAP1. Gene Ontology annotation, molecular function: poly(A) RNA polymerase activity; RNA binding. The transcript has a single exon. The record is from RefSeq and is a predicted model, not a curated record. The coding region runs from base 1 to 1755 and encodes 584 amino acids. NCBI's taxonomy places the organism in Eukaryota, Fungi, Ascomycota, Saccharomycetes, Saccharomycetales, Saccharomycetaceae. Gene Ontology annotation, cellular component: nucleus.
AUGAAUUACCAAAAGGUUUACGGGAUCACUGGACCUGUAUCAACGGCGGGAUCUACGGCAGCAGAGAACAAGUUGAAUGAUGAAUUAAUACAGGAGUUGAAGAAGGAGGGAUCAUUUGAGACUGAACAGGAGACCGAAAAUAGAGUGAAAGUAUUGAAAAUUCUGCAAGAGCUGGCUGAGGAAUUCGUUUUUAAAGUUUCCAAGAAUAAAAAUAUGUCAGAUGGUAUGGCGAAGGACGCGGGCGGCAAAAUAUUCACUUUUGGUUCCUACAGAUUAGGAGUUCAUGGUCCAGGCAGUGAUAUUGAUACUUUGGUUGUUGUUCCUAAGCAUGUAAUGAGGGAGGACUUUUUCACCGUGUUUGACGGACUGCUGAGGGCUCGCCCCGAGUUGGAGGAGAUUGCUCCGGUGCCAGACGCAUUUGUUCCCAUCAUCAAAAUCAAAUUCGGCGGAAUUUCGAUUGAUUUGAUUUGCGCACGCUUGGACGUUGCGCAGAUUCCACGUUCCUUGACAUUGUCCGAUAAAAACCUUCUAAGAAAUCUUGACGAGAAAGAUUUGAGGGCUCUGAAUGGUACCAGAGUUACAGAUGAAAUUUUGGAGUUGGUUCCCAAGCCAAUAGUGUUCAGGAUUGCUUUGAGGGCAAUUAAACUUUGGGCCCAGCGCAGGGCCAUAUACGCUAACGUUUUCGGGUUCCCUGGUGGUGUGGCGUGGGCAAUGUUAGUAGCGAGAAUAUGCCAACUCUAUCCCAAUGCUUGUAGCGCAGUCAUAUUACAUAGGUUCUUCAAGAUACUUUCCGAGUGGAAAUGGCCACAGCCUGUGGUCCUGAAGCCUAUAGAAGACGGUCCCCUUCAAGUGCGCGUUUGGAAUCCCAAAAUUUACGCCCAAGAUAGAUCGCAUAGAAUGCCGGUCAUCACGCCGGCUUAUCCAUCCAUGUGUGCAACUCAUAAUAUCACAGACUCCACCAAAAGAGUUAUUUUAGAAGAACUCGAGAGGGGUGUUCAGAUUACUAAUGAUAUCUUCACUAGUAAGCUUAAGUGGACCGACCUAUUCACCAAGCACAAUUUCUUUUACAAGUACAAGUUUUAUCUGACGAUAAUGGCCGCAACUAAAGGAACCGACGAGCAGCAUUUGAAAUGGAGCGGCAUGGUUGAGAGUAAAGUAAGACUUCUAGUUUUGAAGUUAGAGGCGAUGGCUGGCAUUAAGCUCGCCCAUCCUUAUACUAAACCUUUCGAGGCUGCCUACUACUACACAACCGACGAGGAACGCCAGAAAAUUGUGGAUAGUUGCGGCACCUAUAAAACAGAAGACGACCUAAAGCAGUUCAGGCGAGUCACGGAUGAUUCUAGAAAUGAUCCAGACUUUAAAGAUAAACCAAUAGUCUACAUCACAACCAUGUACAUAGGCCUGGAUGUUAGCGUUGAGGAUAAAAAGGAGAAGAUUGAUAUACAUGUGCCAUGCAAUGAGUUUUUUAAUUUAUGCCGCAAUUUUGAUGAUCAAUACCAGAAUUCGGAUACGUAUUCGUUGGUGAUAAAGUAUGUUAAGCAGUAUGAUUUGGCAAGUGAUGUGUAUGAGGAAGGCGAGACAAGACCAGUCAAGAAGAAAAGUAAGCGGAAGAAACUCGAAAAAGCCUCUGCAACGUCUAAAAGACCAAAGUCAGUAGUCUCUGAGUCCAAGGAAGCCGAUGGCGGGGCCAACUCUGCCGAGCAGAGGGACUCAGAUCGGGCUCAGAGCUCAUCGGCUGAGGUGACAAAGGCCUGA